UACACAGACCGCUAUUGGCGUGACCAACGGACCAGAUCCCAGCCUUCCCCGAGGCCCAUCGCGCCACCUCGUAGAUGUCAAUAGUGCGAAGGGGAACACGCUUCUCGAAGUCAAAAGCGAAAGCCUGCAGUACAAGUACUCGAGCUAGUAGUUCAGGUUCACUUCACCGUUAGCCCAAAUCUCGCAGCUCCCAUGGCAUUCCCCCACCAACAACUCCUCCUCCCCCUGCUGCUGCUGCUGCUCCUCGUCUUCUCGCCGUCGCCGCGGCCGGCCGCCGCGCAGCCGCCGCCGCCGCUGGUGCAGCAGUUCUACUACUACUCUCCUCCCCCGCCGUCGCCGUCGGCGCGCCUCACCGCGCCCCCGCCGCCGUGCAAUUGCGAGAAGACGCCGCCGCCGCCGCCGGCCGCGGGGAUCUACACCCCCGUGCCGCCCGGGCACUACGGGUUCUUGUCUGCCGGGGCCCAGGCGCCGGCCGGAGGACAGCUCCUUCCGCGGCUGAUUUGCGCUGCUGCCACUGCUGCACUUCUUGUAUUCUGUUGUUAAUCUCACUCGCUGCUGUCACUGUGGCACUAGCUGUGAUUCGUAUGGAUUUGUAAGUGACUGGAGAAUUUCAUCCAAAUCCUGCGAGGAUUAUAGUGUUUACUCUAAUAUCCGUGCAUUCUGUGCACCAAGAAAUUUAUUAGCUUGCCGUAUUUGUUGUUGCUAUUCAGAUUUUACUAGUAGUUGAAAAAUUAUGUGUGUACGCUGGUA
Brachypodium distachyon (stiff brome) is the source of this 750-nucleotide messenger RNA. Its product is annotated as leucine-rich repeat extensin-like protein 3. Lineage: Eukaryota; Viridiplantae; Streptophyta; Magnoliopsida; Poales; Poaceae. The coding region runs from base 193 to 543 and encodes 116 amino acids. The record is from RefSeq and is a predicted model, not a curated record. The transcript has a single exon.